AUCCGUUCAUUGUCCUUAGCAGAACCCCAACCGACAGACCUCUUUGGCCCAAUCCCUUACCCCCUUUACUGCAGGUAGAAGACAUCAUAUCUUUUUCCGAAAGAAGUCUUAAAAGCUCCGAAAUUCGAAUUACUGCAAAUAAAAUUGAAGAAUUCUAGAUUGAUUCUGAAAGUAAAAUUACAAAUUCGAGUAUUAAUUUAUCUUUCUUGAUCUGGAAUUUCGUUUGUGCAAUAUAAAUCUCAUUAAUUUCUUAGUGGGUUUCGGGUUUUGAUUUUCUGGAAUUUGAAAACCUAAAGUAUCUAAUUCUUCGAGAGAUAAUAAAGGGGAAAAUUUAUCUUUCAAAAUUAUUGUCUGCCGUUUUUAGGGUUUAUUUGCAUUUUUUUGAUUUUUUUUUUUUUCGAUUGACAUAUAUCGAAAUGAAUGAGCAAGCUUCAACGAUGAUGAAUUCGCAAUCACAACGGCGGCAGCAUCAACAAAUGAUGGCCAUGGCCAUGAAUCAGAAUCAAAUGAUUGGCAUGAGCCAAAUGAAUACGCAACCGCAGCGGCAGAUGGCUAUGAAUCGGAGCCACGGAAAUUGGGUCCCACCGUUGGCACAACCACAAUUCCAGAACCCUAAACCUAACACGAACCUUGUAGGUAUGAAACCACCCCCAUCUGUUACUUCCAAUAAGUCAUCCAGGCAAUUGGGGUUGGGUCCAAGGAGCAACUGGAAGGGGAAGAAGGUAGGUAAGCCGUACGACAAGAGGCGGAAUGACCAGCAGAAACCCCUGAUGCCUGGCCCUAGUAUUGGUCCUUGUGGUAGUGGUGUCAAUGUUAUCAGUGGCAGUGGGCAUAAGAAUUUUAAUUAUAACCCUCCAACUUUGAAUGAACUGCAGCAUCAGAAUAAGUUGAAGGCACGGAAAUUCUUCUCCAAAAAGAAUUUCAAUAAGAACAAUAACAUGAAUUCGACAAUGGGUAGUAAUAAUAAAAGGUUUGCUCCAUUUGCUCCAAGGAACACGACCUCUUUUCUUAUAAGGGCUAAGAAGAGUGGUGGGAUUGCACCGUUGGUUUCUCCAUACCCAGUGACUCCUGCAAUUUUGCCAACUCCAAUUUUCUCUCCAUCGCGGGAGGUUUUAGUGGAUAUGGCGAAGGAAGAGUGGGGUCUUGAUGGUUAUGGUUCAAUGAAGGGGUUGAUUCGGUUGAGAUCAGCAGGCCAUGAAAUGGAGGUACAUGAAGACGAGGAGGAAGAUGAGGGAGGGUCAAGCGAGAGUGAUUUGGAGGAGCAUGUUGAGGUCGAGAGGAGAUUAGAUCAUGAUUUGAGUCGUUUUGAGAUGACAUACAAACCAAACAGUGUUGGUGUUGGUGGACUUGAAUAUCAGAAUAAUUUGUUGGAGAAUAAAAUGGAUGAACAGGAUGCACACAUUGAACAACUAGAAGAAGAGAAUUUGAUUUUGAAGGAUAGGCUGUUCCUGAUGGAGAGGGAGCUGGGGGAUUUGAGGAGGAGGUUGCAGGGUCUUGAGAGGCCGGAACACGAAGUUGGGGGGGAGAUUAAUGAAGAGGUGAUGGAGAAUGACUCAGAAAAUGAGAGCAGUAGUGACGGGGAUGAGACCCAUGCCAUAGAGGAGAAUUAUGUGGAUUUGGGCGAGUACAAUCAGGAAGGUGGGAGUUCUAAAGGGAAUGUCGAAUCAAAUAACAAUAAUGAAGGUGUAGAAGCAGCAGCAAAGCCUGUGCAAAAUUUUUUAGUGGACGUUGAAGUGAAAAUGGAAACAGAUAAGAUCGAGGAGAACCUUGCAGAUGUAGAAGUAAAGGAAGUGAAAAACAAUUAUGAAUUUGUUGAAACUAAUAAGGGUGCAGAGAACUUUGCAGACAUUGAUGGGAAAGAAGAGACUAACAUUGAUGAAAACAAUCAGGAUCACGUAGGAGUGGAGACGGUUGGUAAUGUUCAUGUUGAGGUAUCCGAGCCUGCGGCACGAGGAGCAAAUGUUUUUAUGGAAUUGGUUAGGCAAGCAGGGGAUAAAGAGAUGACAGAGUAUUAAUGUUGACCAUCCGAGCCUAUGACAGUAGGAGGAGAUGUUUGUAUGGACAUGGAUUUGCAUGCAGCGGAUAAAGAGAUUACAUGGAAGUAUGUUGAGGACUGAGGCAUUGGCAGAGGAAAAUAAGUGCUCAAAGAAGAGCAUUGGCAGUA
Olea europaea var. sylvestris is the source of this 2164-nucleotide messenger RNA. RefSeq lists its product as uncharacterized. The transcript has 2 exons. The coding region runs from base 417 to 2015 and encodes 532 amino acids. The record is from RefSeq and is a predicted model, not a curated record. NCBI's taxonomy places the organism in Eukaryota, Viridiplantae, Streptophyta, Magnoliopsida, Lamiales, Oleaceae.